Messenger RNA from Somion occarium, 4553 nucleotides. Lineage: Eukaryota; Fungi; Basidiomycota; Agaricomycetes; Polyporales; Cerrenaceae. The record is from the annotation of a GenBank genome assembly.
GUCUCUGUUAUACUGCUUCACGAGACUCUUUGCACGGUGAUAUCCAUGUUCGUUGGUCUAUUCCUCUUUUUUUACUUUUGUAAUAUGUUGCAUGCGUACUUGGAGAUUUCAUAUUGCUUUUUUCGAUCAAAGUUAUAGUUGCAAACGCGCACAUGUAUCUCUCCUAUGUACGCGCUGAGGCUUCGGGAAUAUCCCUGGUGUUACGGUAUUCUUCAACUGCAUGCAUGAUGUGCUAUCCAUGAGCUCAGACCAGGAACAAAAAUAAUGUGCGCGAGGACAGCGAAAACGUUUACGUUCAUCGAAGGCGCUGACGACGGGACCUGGUCAGGGACAGCUUUCCAGGCUUUCAUCACUGGACCUGGCUACUUCACCCACUCUAAGACUUCCCUUGUCUUAUCCACCUUCCCACUCUUUUUCCACGCUCUUUUGUUAUUUGGCUUCGUUGUUAUCCUCGGGGACCUUCAUCUUUACCAAUUCACGAAGGCCGCUUUCCCAAAGCUCAUCGCUCAUCAGUCGGUGUUGUUGCUUAAGUGCAGUAAUUUGCCGAAGUUCUUUGAAGCUCCCAGGCACUACGUCAACGCAGAAGACUCUGAGCAGGAUUGUCUAAAGCGUGGUGGUCCAAGGCCAACGCUGAUUUUUGCGAUCCAGGGUAGUGUGAUAUGCCACUUCCUUGCGGUGCAUCAGUACAUCACCAUCUUGACGUAUUUGACACAGUGCGUCGUGGUAUUCUUUCAUUUGCUCUUUGUCGUUGUCACUCAUGUCUUCCAAGACAUGUCAGAAUCUCAAGAUGUCCAAGAUGAACUGAAUCGAAAAUCACUAUUUCACAGAUCUCGCCCUUCACUUACGACCAAUGCCUCCGGACUCACUUUCAAUACUGUAACAACUACGGAGGGCUUAUCACGUCUCUCCCUCUUCCCACCACCGCCCGUUGGUGUACCCAUUAGUCCGUUCGAGGCAAGCUUGGACUUUACCGCGAAUGCCGGCUCAAGUUACCUUGCGACACCUCCCGACACCCCGAAAGCUCACACUCGCAUGGUGGACGUUGUUGAUGUCGAAUCUCCCCCUUCGCCUCAUAGGGCAGACUCUAUCUCUUCUGCAGGUACUGCCCUGUCUUCCUCCACGGGCAGGCCCGCAUUCAUUGGUCGGCGUCAGUUGCCGUCACCUCCAGGAUCGUCGCCCCUUCUGACUCCAACCUAUCCCACAUUCUCUUCGGUCGGGGCUGCCUCGCAAUUGCCGACACCUCACGACUGGCAUGACGGAUCAUCUAGUAUUGGCUUGGAUGGGUACGCGGACAGGAUGCUGUCCACACAGUUCCUCACAGAGCUUCUCACUUCGGACACGCAAGACCAUGGGGAAGCCCUACCACGGUACAAGCGUGAUCCAUACGAGGCAUCUGUCAUCAGCGACAUGUUCAGCGCGGAGUCUGUCGUGACCUACCCACCGAGACGAGUGUUUCCAGAUUCUAUACCCCGCACGCCUCAAUUUCCGCCGCACGCCCCAAAUAGCGACAUAUCUCGAUCACCAACUGUUCUCUCAGGUCCAUCAUUGCUAUCUGUUCCCUCUCAGUCACAUGAGAAUACCGCUGGUCGCUCUACGCCUACAUCUGACCAGGCGUUUCAGUCUGAUACAGGACAUUCCUACACGGGGAGCAGUGACCCUUCUGUUAUACAAAAUGCCACCUAUACACAAGUAGGUGCCGUGGGCGUGGCAGUUGCAUCGACUCGUUCAAUGUCGACAACUGCGCCUAGUCUUCACUCAAUGAACAGCACGACGCCACUGGUCAAGCAGUUUCCUCGGCGCGAAACAAUACAAGAAGAUGACAGAGAGGAUGACUAUUCACCGGGGCCCUCUACCCCAGGGGGUAGGCAGAAACGAGAGCGUCGACAAUCGGCGUAUUCAAGCAAGACUUCGAAAAGCUACGUUUCUUCCUUCGUUUCACGUUUAUCACAUUCCACUGGCGGUGAGCGAAGGUCAUUGAAGGCGGCGGCACAGUGGUUUCGUAAGAAACCCCUUCCCCCGGUACCUAGGCUUCCAGAUCUCUCACUUGUCCAGGAGGUCGAACAUCGGAAGGCUGAAGCGGCACUUCCACUGCCUGACCUUCUCAAUCGCGCGCGUACAUUGCAACAGAUGCUGGACAGAGGACAUCGGCCGUAUCAGAGUCAAAGCAAUAUUUCCUUUUCGCGUGGUAUGGGGACCGAAUCUGAGGCGACAGCUGGUGUCGAAAAUUUUUACGUUGGAGAAGUACGCAACAGCGGUGCUGUCGCAGCUGGUUUCAUGCACUCCGCUCAUGGCCGCAGGACUCGCUCUCAAGAUUUAAGGCAGUCCCAAUGGGGUGUCCCUCCAGAUACCCCUCCUUCAAGGUCCAAAGGCUUUGUGCUCUCAGGAAAGAAGAAGCUAUGGAUCAUCAUAGGUGCAGUCAUCGCAGUCGCCGUCAUUGUCAUUGCGGUAGCUGUGGGCGUCACAGUUGGGAAGAAAAAGGCAUCUGGACCUGUCUGCACGGGUAACUUGACUGGGGCCGCUUGCAGUCUCGAUGCCACUUGCGUGUGUACAUCGACGAUCGCUGGGCAGUGUAAUCAAGUUGCUCAGAGCCUAGUCGACUUAGUGCCAACUUUGAACGCUCAGUUUGGCGCAGAUUACACCCCGGCGUCUUUGGCUACAUCUAUCUGGCAGGCUCAGGGUGCUCCUGGCGAUGACUGUUCGAAACAAGCCCUCCUUGUUGACGUGGCUCCUGGAUUAAAUGCCACAACAGCAUCGAAUAGGGCAAAGUGGGCUCAGGCCGCGCUGCUCUGGAACCUUGUUCAGUCUGGGAACCUUGCAGACGUAGCGCAACUUCAGGAAUUUGUAGUCAAAGCGCCGUGGAACUCGCUAGGCAGUUCUGAUGGACCAACUUCCGAUUCCUCAUCACGGUUCACGACAACAGUUUCGGGUUUUCAGUUCAACUUCGCUGGUCAGACAGUGACCCCGCCAUCUGUAACGUUUGUUGACGUCGGACAGCCCAGUCAAGAACAGAUUGGACGGACGAAUGGUGUCUCUCGCGCUGCAUUGGACAGAAUGUACACCUUUGCGUCAGCGUCCUCGACUCAACAUCAGAAGGCACUAUCCAAUUACUGGACAGCCGUUCUACAGCAAAAGCCAGAGAAUUUGAACUCAUUCCUUUCACUAGUCAGCGGCUCACCCAUUCUACUCCCAUUUGAUGCCACUUCUUCGCCUGGUACUCAUCCAGUCAGCGAUCUCAUGACCAACACGAGCACAUUACCUUUCCCACCUCCCCUUUCUUGCUAUGCAGGUUUGGCGUCAAGUCAAUUGCAAGCCAUUAACACCUUCGAGUCAACUGUGUUCGACUUACCUUCAGCUUCGUCGGCCUCGCAGUUUGAUACUUCAUGCUUUCCCAAUCGGCCAAUAUAUGGCAUAUUGAAUGUUCUUCGACUGCGUUUGCCAUUCGCAGACUCGCGAACGAGCGUAGCCAAACAAGCUGCCAUUUUAAGCCGCGAUGCAUCUUCACGAGCUAUCGUCUAUAGCGGCGAAGUCCUGAGUGCACUCUCUGGUGGAAGCAAUUCGACCAAUAUCACCUCCGCCGUCACAGAUCCUCGUCAGUUUGGUACUUUGAACAACCUUAAUCAUGUUGUCCUGAAGUAUCUCACGUCGAUCACGGACGUGAAUGUUGCUAUCUCGCUCGUCAAAUUCGUCCUCUCUUCAUCCGCAGUGCCUCCUAACAGCAACAGUGCCGUGUUCUCAGCAUUAUCGUCGUUACCAGCGAUUGAAGUCGCUGUACUUGGGACAGUACUCCCCUUAGACAUUGCCUCGACGGUUUCCGCCUUCUCUACGCCUUCAGGAUCGCUCUUCUUUGGCAGUGACCAGUCAUUAUCCUUGAGGGAUUGGACUAUCAAUGCUGUGCAAUCAUCCAUUGCAUGGACAGAACGUUCGUCGUCGCCUGAGGUUGUACGCGAUAACUCCUUUUCUGACGACACGUUCCGCCAAGUCUGGCAGCCGGCUUUCAACUUUCUUCAUUUUCGUAACAAUGCCAACGUCAAUGUUGGCAACAUCACGGCCGCGUUUCAGGCACUGCAGAAGUUCGCUCCAUGAUGCCAUCGUAUCCCUGUUUUCGUCUCGCUCUGGUCACUGCGUGCACCAGGAUACUCAUCCGUCUGCUGAUCUUCUCCAUUUGGUUUAUUUUUCUUGCUCUGUUUUAUUAUUCGUAUCGUAUUGGAUUGGAUGGAUGGGACAAUAUUCUGUUGCAGCUCUUCGCACAUGCUAUCAUUUUUUUGAAUCUAUGCUCCUCACCCUUCCAUUGUACUAUAUCUCUCUAGCACACGUUAGACACCUUAAUUUCAUUCCGGGACAUGCUUGCUAUCAUGCGUAUCUUCCUCUCAUAUUUUGAAACCGGCUUAUGGGAGAAACCAGAUGACGUAACAGCCCGAUUUGGUGCCAGUCCUGCCUCAAAAAGAAUGUCCGCCUGAAACGUCUAGGCUUAGCUAUUUUGUCUGUCUACAUAAGCUGGCUACAUUCAAACUUGGACACACAUUCCUGAGGCCAUAUAAACUCUUGCCAAUAAC